Messenger RNA from Microthlaspi erraticum, 1158 nucleotides. NCBI's taxonomy places the organism in Eukaryota, Viridiplantae, Streptophyta, Magnoliopsida, Brassicales, Brassicaceae. The record is from the annotation of a GenBank genome assembly.
AUGCUAAAGAAUUUAUGUUUAUUGUUUGGACAGGGAAACUUUUCAGGUGGGAGAGAGAUUGCGGUAAAGAGGCUAUCAGGCAAAUCUAAGCAAGGACUAGAGGAAUUCAAGAACGAGAUCUUACUGAUCGCAAAACUCCAACAUCGGAAUCUUGUUAGAUUACUAGAUGAGAGUAAACGAGGAAUAUUGGACUGGAGAAAACGAUGGGAGAUCAUUGGAGGAAACCCGAGGGGAUUGGGAGGAAACCCGAGGGGAUUGCUUUGCUUGCAUAGAGACUCAAGACUAAAGAUCAUUCACCGUGACCUAAAAGCUAGCAAUAUCUUGCUGGACACGGAAAUGAACCCAAAGAUUUCAGAUUUCGGUAUGGCUAGGAUCUUCAACUACCGACAAGACCAGGCCAAUACUAUCCGAGUCGUCGGCAUAUAUGGAUAUAUGGCUCCGGAGUAUGCAAUGGAAGGGAUAUUCUCAGAGAAAUCUGAUGUGUAUAGCUUUGGAGUUUUGUUACUAGAGAUUGUAAGUGGAAGUCUCAUCGGUUAUGCGUGGAAUUUAUGGAGUCAAGGAAAGAUGAAAGAGCUAAUAGAUCCAACAGUGAAAGACGAUGGAGACGUAAAUGAGGCAAUGAGAUGUAUCCACGUGGGGAUGUUGUGUACACAAGACUCGGUUUAUUACAGACCAAACAUGGGUUCGGUUUUGUUGAUGUUGGAGAGUCGAACCGGUCAUCUUCAGCGUCCGAGACAGCCUACCUUCCACUCGUUGUUGAGCUCCGUCGAGAUUUUGGAUGGUCAAGUUAUUGCCUCGGUCAACGAUGUUACUUUGACCACGAUUAUUGAUGAAAUGUUUGGGGAGAACAUCUUUGAAAUGAGAGUUGUUGCCUCUACUUUACUUGAGGAAAUGAGAUCUUCUGCACUAUCUAGGGAUUACUAUGAGGCUUUUUUGCGUGGAGAGCUAAAUCCUGAUGAGGUGCCGCUGAUGCCACCUGGCCAAUUGGAGAUCCAGCAGCUUUUGGUAAUUGAGGAGAGGAGGGACGAGGAAAGAAAAGCUGAUGCGAUGAGAGAGGCAGCAAAGAAUCUAGCGAGGAAUGCAGCGCAAAAUGAACAGGCGUUGAAGGAACGUGCAGAAAGGCUCCGCAAGGGUAGGAGGAUCUCAGCUUUUGCCUAA